GGGGGGGUGUGCUUCUGCGUCCUGGAGCCCCACCUUUCCCGAUCCCUGAGCCAGCGCCAGCCUCCCGCACCCACUCUCCGGGACCGACCAGGUAUAUCUGGUUGUUUGAAGAGAACGAUUCAAGAUGCCUGAAAAUCCUGCAGCAAAUAAGCUGCAGAUCCUGCAGGUCCUUGAACGGCUGCAAAUGAAAUUGCAGGAAAGGGGUGACGCCUCCCAGAAUGAGAGACUCUCUUUGUUUUGUGAGACCCUGAAGAGCCCCCUCUUCAACCAGAUCCUCACGAUUCAGCAAUCCAUCAGGCAGCUGAAAGCACAGCUUAGCCACAUUCCUUUAGAUUGCUCGGCCAACUUUGAUUUUUCCAGGAAAGGGUUGCUUGUAUUUACUGACAGCUCAAUUGCUAAUGGGAAUGCCCACCCAGUCUUUAAUAACUCAGCGGCAGUGUUUCCUUGGACCUCAAGAUCAGGAAAUGAGGAAUUUACCUCUGUCAUCCAACAGAUGGCCCAGGGCAGACAGAUUGAAUACAUCGACAUAGCAAAGCCAUCCACCGGAGGCCUCGGAUUCAGUGUGGUGACCAUAAGAAAGCAAAACGCGGGAGGCGUCGAUCUCUUUGUGAAGGAAGUCCAACCAGGGAGCAUAGCAGACAGGGAUCAAAGAUUAAAGGAAAAUGACCAGAUCCUGGCCAUUAAUCAUACCCUCCUGGACAGGAACAUGACCCAUCAACAGGCCAUUGCUCUACUCCAGCAGUGCACUGGUUCUCUGCAGUUGGUGGUGGCUAGGGGAUCCAGACAAUGGCCAGGUCAAAGUUCUACCAACCUGAGUGAUCCUGAGAAGAUUUGCUGGGGUCAUGUCGAAGAUGUUGAACUUAUAAAUGAUGGCUCUGGCUUAGGUUUCGGAAUUGUUGGAGGAAAAUCGAGUGGUGUUGUUGUGAAGACGAUUGUCCCUGGAGGAUUAGCACAUCGGAAUGGGAAGCUUCAGACUGGGGACCAUAUCCUGAAGAUCGGUGACACAAAUGUGCAAGGGAUGAGCAGCGAGCAAGUUGCCCAAGUACUGAGGAACUGUGGGAAUUUUGUGAGGAUGGUAGUGGCAAGAGACCCCAUUGGUGAAAUUUCUGUGACUCCUCCAACCCCAACAGCCUUGCCCGUUGUUACUCUGCCACCUGUGCCUACUUCCAACCAGACUUCUGUUGAUGCCUCUCUUUUUGAUACAUAUGAUGUAGAACUCACUAAGAAGGAUGGUCAGAGUCUUGGAAUUACAAUCAUUGGCUAUGCUGGGUCCUCGCAUGCAGGGGAUGUCUCAGGGGUUUAUGUGAAAAACAUAAUACCGGGAAGUGCUGCAGAUCAUAAUGGCCAAAUUCAUGCCCAUGACAGGAUAGUUGCUGUGGAUGGAAUAGAUAUCCAGGGUUUUGCCAAUCAGGAUGUUAUUGAGGUGUUGCGCAAGGCAGGAGAUACGGUGCACCUGACUCUAGUACGAGCAAAGGCAUCUUCCUCACCUUCUCUCCUUGACAGAUCUUUAGAUGAAGCACCUCCCAAAACACCAACUUUAUUUUUAACUGGAGCUGUGGAGACUGAGACGAAUCUAGAUGAUGAAGAUGAAAUGAACCAAGAGAAUGCAGAUCACAUGCAAGAUGAAGACAAGCCCAAGAUGAUGCCACAGACUCUUGAUACCGUUCCUGGCUCCCUAGAAAAUGAGCUGAAAUCCAAGUGGGAAAACCUGUUGGGCCCCGAUUAUGAAGUAAUGGUUGUCACUUUGGAUACACAGAUUGUUGAUGAUGCUGAGUUACAGAAAUUUUCAAAGCUGCUGCCGAUCCACACUCUGAGGUUAGGAGUGGAGCUGGACUCCUUCAAUGGCCACCAUUACAUUUCUUCCAUCAUGCCUGAUGGGCCAGUAGCCCCACUCAACCUACUGAAGCUGGAGGAUGAACUGCUGGAGGUCAAUGGUGUUCAGCUCUCUGGAAAAUCCCGCAGGGAGGCGGUGUCAUUUCUAAAAGAAGUGCCCCCUCCCUUUACUGUGGUCUGCUGCCGUCGGCUCUUUGAUGAAGAGGCCUUUGGGGAUGAAGCGAGUGUCACUGAUGUCGUCAUUGAUGAACCACAGAUUGACCCCAAUGAAGAAGUUCAUGCUAAUGAUGACGAGGAAGAUGAUGGAGAAUUGGCUCUAUGGUCCACGGAGGUGAAGAGAAUUGAGUUAAUUAAAGGCGUUGAUGGCUUGGGAUUUAGCAUUUUGGACUAUCAGGACCCUUUAGACCCGACCCGGACUGUGAUUGUGAUCCGCUCCCUGGUAGCCAAUAGUGAAGCUGAACGGGGUAGGGAAUUAUUGCCCGGUGAUCGCUUGGUCUUUGUCAACGAUUGUUCCCUGGAGAAUGUCACGCUCACCGAAGCUGUGGAAGUGCUGAAGUCUCUGCCACCUGGUAGAGUGACCCUGGGUAUCUGCAAGCCCUUGGUGGUUGAAGGUAAUGAGGAGGUCUCACAACCAAGUGUCGUGGAAGACAUGCCCAGACACUCAGGACCCUUGGAGACAACGGAUUCCUCUCUGAUCCUGGAAGCUCCCUCGGAGUUCCGAGAUGAAGCCUUCCUUCAUGAAGAAGUCGUGGAUGAGCCUUUCCUUGACUUGGGAAGGAAAUUCCAUGUACACUCAAAAGAAAUCGACAACACCACUCAGGAGUCAUGGGAGAUGCAUGCUUUCCUGAAACCUAGAGCACCAGAAAUGGGGGAGGAGAGAGAGAUGCUUGUAGAUGAUGUGUAUGACUUCCAGGACAUCUUUCAGAACAUGGAUUUAUAUUCUUCAUCACUGGGCAAGAAGGCUCUUCCCCUCUCUCCGAGUCAGGAUUUCCAUUUUGACCCUCAGUGGCUCAGUCAUCCAGGGACCUAUGAAGCUCCUGAUCCCAGAUCCUUGAUGCACCCAAGUUCUCAGGAGAUACCACAGAGCAGAUACAACAAUGAAGGAAUGAUCAAUGAGAAUUUUGGCAAAGUUUCUUUGUCCUCCAUCUCCUCCACUGAAGGCAACAUGUGCCAAGGCAUUUUUGAUGACUUUGACAACUCAGAAUCCAUUGCAAAUAGCGGCCUGGAUUUAGGCCUGAGGAUGCCCAGCGAUUCAGAAGGCCCUGAAAUGCUGGUUGAUCUGCCUACAGUGGACCAAGAGAGUGAACCAGCAGACAUACCUGUCUAUCAGCUGCCCCAGAAGCGGGGACUCUCCAAGGCUGGAGUGCUGCCAUCUAAAUAUGCAACAGAGACAUGUGAUUUGCCGGAGAGAGAAGAAGGAGAAGGAGAAGAGACCCCCAACUUCAGUCACUGGGGUCCACCUCGAAUUGUGGAGAUUGUGCGAGAAGCCCACGAGUCCCUUGGGAUCAGUAUCGUGGGUGGGCAGACGGUGAUCAAACGCCUGAAGAAUGGAGAAGAGCUGAAAGGCAUCUUUAUUAAGCAAGUCUUAGAGGACAGCCUGGCCGGAAAGACCAAGUCUCUUAAAACUGGAGACAAGAUCCUGGAGGUAUCAGGUGUUGAUUUGCAAAAUGCAACACACCAGGAAGCUGUUGAAGCCAUCAAGAGUGCAGGAAAUCCAGUUAUUUUUGUUGUGCAGAGUUUGUCAUCCACGCCGAGGGUAAUUACUCCUGUGACUUCCAAGACCAGCCAUCCUCACAAAACCCAGGAGCAAGAAAAAGAAGAUAGGAAAGAAAAGAGAAGGGGAGGUGUCCCCCCUCCAAUGAAACUGCCACCUCCUUACAGGGCUCCUCCAGAAGACACUGAUGCCAACGACGAGGACAAGACUGAAUUUACUGAGGAAAAAAUCAGGCAGAGAUAUGCAGAUCUGCCAGGAGAGCUGCAUAUUAUUGAGCUGGAGAAGGAGAAGAAUGGGCUUGGCCUCAGCCUUGCCGGGAACAAAGACCGGUCUCGGAUGAGCAUCUUCAUCGUGGGGAUACACCCUGAUGGACCUGCUGGCCGAGAUGGACGCAUGCGCAUCGGUGAUGAGCUUUUAGAGAUAAACAAUCAAAUUUUGUAUGGAAGAAGCCACCAAAAUGCAUCUGCCAUUAUUAAGACAGCCCCAACCAAGGUCAAGUUGGUUUUCAUAAGAAACGAGGAUGCAGUCAACCAGAUGGCCGUUACACCUUUUCCAUUACCAAUCAGCUCCCAGUCUUCUUUUGAGGAUCAGAGUGGUCCAGAAGCCAUAAGCAAUGAAGAAGGAGCCAGUACUGAAGUUGAUCUAAAGCAAUUACCAGAGAGUGACCGAACCGCAUUGGACGAGGAGCCCCCGGUCAUCGGCCAUCUUCAGGCAGCAGAGGAAGCCAAGGGCGGAGAGCCCCUUCCUGACAAGAUCAUCAGCCAGGUGAAACAACCCAAGUAUUCUGCCAAAAAGCCCAUUGGUUCUGAGGAGAUCUCGCUGGCUCCCUCUUCCUCUUACCGUUCCACGGAUACAGAGCUCACAAGCUACGGUGGUUUGCAGGUUCCUUUGUCAGUGGACCCUGCCACGUGCCCUAUAGUUCCUGGCCAAGAAAUGAUUAUAGAAAUCUCCAAGGGACAUUCUGGCCUUGGUCUCAGCAUCGUGGGAGGAAAAGAUACUCCACUGGAUGCUAUAGUUAUUCAUGAAGUAUAUGAAGAAGGAGCAGCAGCCAGAGAUGGAAGACUUUGGGCUGGUGACCAGAUUUUAGAGGUUAAUGGUAUUGAUCUGAGGAAUGCCAGCCAUGAGGAAGCUAUAACUGCCUUAAGGAAAACGCCCCAGAAAGUACGACUGGUUGUUUAUAGGGAUGAAGCUCAUUAUAAAGAUGAAGAAAACCUGGAGAUUUUCCCCGUUGAUCUUCAGAAGAAAACAGGCCGAGGACUGGGCCUAAGCAUUGUGGGAAAACGAAAUGGAAGUGGAGUCUUUAUCUCAGACAUUGUGAAAGGAGGGGCUGCUGACCUGGAUGGAAGAUUAAUCCAGGGAGACCAGAUCUUGUCUGUGAAUGGAGAAGACAUGAGAAAUGCUUCCCAGGAGACAGUGGCCACUGUACUCAAGUGUGCUCAAGGCCUUGUGCAGCUGGAGAUCGGAAGGCUAAGGGCUGGUUCUUGGCUCUCUUCAAGGAAAACCUCUCAGAACAGCCAGAUGAGUCAGCACAGUGUCCGGAGCAGUUUCCCUCCUUCCCUGGCUCCUGUCAUCACCAGCUUGCAAAACCUGGUUAGCACCAAGAGACCCUCGGACUCUGCCCAGAGAAACUCAGGCACUGAUACGGGCCCCAGAACUGUAGAGAUCAUAAGGGAGCUGAAUGAUGCCCUGGGAAUCAGCAUCGCAGGGGGAAAGGGCAGCCCUCUUGGAGAUAUUCCCAUCUUUAUUGCCAUGAUUCAAGCUAGUGGAGUUGCGGCACGUACGCACAGGCUCAAGGUUGGAGACCGGAUUGUCAGCAUUAACGGGCAACCUCUGGAUGGACUGUCUCAUGCUGAUGUUGUUAAUCUACUCAAGAAUGCUUACGGGCACAUUAUUCUGCAGGUAGUGGCUGAUACUAAUAUCAGUGCCAUUGCAACUCAGCUGGAAAGCAUGUCUGCCAGCUACCACCUGGGCUCCCCUGCCAGCGACCACCAUCCAGAAGACCCAGAGACUCCUCAGCCCAAGAUGAUUGCUUUGGAGAAGGGCUCUGACGGUCUGGGCUUCAGUAUUGUGGGGGGCUAUGGGAGUCCCCACGGUGACCUGCCAAUUUAUGUCAAAACCAUCUUUGCAAAGGGAGCAGCAGCAGAUGACGGGAGGCUGAAGCGUGGGGACCAGAUCUUGGCUGUUAAUGGCGAAGCCCUGGAAGGUGUGACCCAUGAGCAAGCCGUGGCCAUUCUCAAGCGUCAGAGGGGAACUGUAACACUCACAGUGCUGUCCUGAGUUGCAGCUCAUUGUGUCAAAGGCAACGAGGCAGCUGCUGCUGCUUUGGCCAAAUCUCUGUAAUAAGGCACAGUCUUGGCUGGGAUGAAACGCAAGCAUCAAUUAAUAUUCAUCCUCAAUCUGAUCAUCGUCUCCUCUAUGCUCAGAAGAGAUUUGUGGUUUCAUCUACCUGUACAAAGAAAUCUUCUCUAUCACUAUUACUAUCAUUAUUAUCAUUUCUCCUCUCUCUCUCUCUCUCUCUCUCUCUCUCUCUCUCUCUCUCUCUCUCUCCCCCCCCCCUUUCUCUCAGCUCCUCUUUCUCCCCCCACAAUGUGGUGAAUUUCUCCAAUUGAAAUAAACCUUGGCCUUUCUACCUUUAGCACUGGCUAGUCAACAUCUUGUCCCUGAUCUCUCUUCUAGCUGCUGCACCUGGAAUUAACAUCACCCACAGGAUGAAUGGCAUCUCAGAACUCAGCUGAUAAGCAGAAACAAAUACCGAGUGACUUGUCAUCUCUGUCCUGAUUUACUACUGCUAACCUUUUUUCCAAGGAGGCCAGAAAACAUUAGUGGUAUAAUUAAAUUACCAGCAUUCUAAAUGAUAAAAUAGCAAAUUCUCCUACGGGACUUUAUCUGUGCUCUUCUCAUUAAGUCUUUACCAUUGAAACAUGCCUCCAAUUUGGUCUUUGUGAGUUAGUCUUUGGUGGUUAUAAUGAGUCAAUUUGCAGGCUUGAAGAUGAAAAUAUGGACGUUCUUCUGAAAACCAGCCCCUAAUUGUUUUCUGAGCUAUAUGGAGACCACUUCUAAAACGCGCCUUCAGGAGAGAAGCUCAUUUUCCCAAAUAUGUUGCUUUGUUCAACUGUCUGAAUGUCAACAAGGCAAAAUUAUAAUGGGGUUUCUAGGGUUCCCCUGAAGUUCAGCUAAGCUUCCAUUCCUAUGCCAGUAUGCUCCCAACAACCCAUCCUGGAAUCGAGGGUUUCCCAGCCCCCAGCCCCUGAACAGCUCUGUGAGUUGUAUCAGGUUUGUAGCAUGUCAGUAGCUGGGACCAGGUGCCUUCUCUUUAUAGGAAGGACAGGGCCAGAAUUCUUACUCUUCUUUCUGUUCUUUCUGUUCUCUCCACAUCAAUCAUUCUGUCUGAGCAGAUUGUGGAGACUGUGAUCAAGGGACAUGAUGCCACCAAUCUGUUUAAUAAAUGAACUGGGGACAGUGCGGGGGGGAAAAGGACAAUUGCACUUUCUUCAUGUCUUCCUAGCUCCAGAGGGGCUAUUCCUUUGCAAGAGAGUUGCAUGCCAUGGAAUGCAACUUCAAGAAAAGAAAGAAAGAAAGAGGGGGGGAGAUAGAGAGGGAGAGAGAGGGGAGAGAUGGAGGGGGGGAAGAGAGGGAGAGAGAGAGAGAGGAAAAUCUUUCAAACUAGUCCUGUAGAUUAUUACCCAAGGGGUGGGGGGAGGGGGGAGGCUGCUUGUCUAUGGAUGCUCUUGGCUGCCUGUCAAACUCUAUAAUAAGUGUAUUAGGAAGAAUAAGUACCAAGGUCAAUGAUUAGCGUUAUUUAACCAUAACAUGCUUUUGUAAAUGGUCAGAAAGUCAUAAAAAGAAAAUUUUAUGGGCUCGAAUUUAAAAUGUUAUUUAAUAAGGGUAGAUUUUAAUGGAAAAUCCUCUUUGAAUCUAUGUAAUCACAAAGUGCAUUAACAUGUUGGAAUAUUACAUGGCUAUUCCAAAGCAUAGAGUGCCUGAAUUUUAUGUCCGAAAUGUCUUUGGUGUCUGGCAUUGAUUGCUUUGCAAACUUCUAAUGGAUUUCUGGCUGCACAGUGUUAGUAGGAACCCACUGCUGAGAAACAACAGUCAGGAACCUUCAAUAGCUCUGUGUUAUUGCAAGAGCCUCCCCCCCCACCCCCCCCCCCCACCCCCCGGAAGCUGGGCAGGCCUGAAGCACCUGGAAGAAAUCACACUGGAAAAUGUGACCUCAGCAGUCUUCCUCCUGGUCAGGAUGUAGCGACUGUCAGAGGCAUCUUUGGGACACCGAAGGGUCUUGGGUUCUAUUCUUUUCAACCCACAUCCUCCUCCUUUUAUGUGGAUGCCAGUAAAAGGAGAGAAUAUGGAAUGGAGACCCUUGUCCCUUGUUGCUGUCCAGGAUGGGUGGGACCCCUGCUUCUUGUAACUUGCACUUUCUCAGUGUUAAGUAUGUACCUGCAAAAAACAAAAAAAUUUACACUGCAACUUUCCAAUAAGCCAGUGAUGGUAUGUGGGGAAGUGAGUGAAUGUACUUUUCACCUGAGAAGGACCAGUUCUGGAAGGAAGCCACACUUUGGGUUUUAGCCAAACCAUUUGGACUUUUGUUUAGAGAAUAAUAAUAAUUUGGGGGGGGGGGAGGUCAUUCGUGAAAUGCAGCUGCUCAGGCAUAUGUAUAUCAUUGGAUCCAAUGUUUUAUGACUUCCAAAGAUUCUAAAUAAAGAUUUAGUUGACUAAGGA
Messenger RNA from Dromiciops gliroides (monito del monte), 8266 nucleotides. RefSeq names its product PATJ crumbs cell polarity complex component (gene PATJ). The record is from RefSeq and is a predicted model, not a curated record. Gene Ontology annotation, molecular function: protein binding. The coding region runs from base 125 to 5824 and encodes 1899 amino acids. The transcript has 45 exons. NCBI's taxonomy places the organism in Eukaryota, Metazoa, Chordata, Mammalia, Microbiotheria, Microbiotheriidae.